This is a messenger RNA of Schistosoma margrebowiei, 1675 nucleotides long. The record is from the annotation of a GenBank genome assembly. NCBI's taxonomy places the organism in Eukaryota, Metazoa, Platyhelminthes, Trematoda, Strigeidida, Schistosomatidae.
CUUAUAAUGGGAUUUCGUUUUUCUCAUCGAGUGGUCAAUAACUGAAAAGUCUUACCUGAACAAAUGGUUCCAGUCUCAUCAGGAGACAUUUUCAGGUAUAGACUGAACCUUCUAUGAUAAUUACAAGUAUUUGAAUUGAUGUGCUAACUAAGAAUUUCCGAGAUAAUGCAAUUUAACCCGAAAGUAAACGAACACAACUGAACGAGUUAUAUUUGGAAUUCUUGAAAAGUGCGCAAUCACGUUGAAAGAAGUCAUCAGUCAGCACAAACAUCAUAUCUUUACUGCAACACGAGUUGCUAGGAUGAAUACAGGCCCUUCCUUAAAACCGAAUACUGAGAACUGAAAGCAAAAGCCGCUUAUUGUAAACUGUGAAGGUCACCGUCGUUGCGUUGACAAAUGAGUCCACUUUGUUACCUUUUUGUAGUAUCUGCUGCUGUUCUCCUUACUUUAGGAGAUGCAGAGAUGUUUGGGGCACCCAGAAAAUUGAAACCGAACGAGGCGACCAUAGAAAAAUUUAAUCAUGAGCUGGUUAAGGUAGCCCAUAAAUUCAACUCCGAGCAUGGAAAGAGCAGCCUUCAUAUCAUAACUCAGUUGGUGAAUGUGACUUCCCAGGUCGUUCAGGGGGUUUUAUAUACAUUCCACGUUAAGUUUUCCCCUACAUCGUGCACAACUUUUGCCAACGGCAACACUCAUGUUUUGGAUGACAUUUUUUUAAAUCAGAAUUCUUGUAAUGUAACUGGUGGAGAGAGUAAGAUUUGCAAAGUCACUGUAUGGCAAAGACCAUGGCUCCAGUCUAAUGCUUCUGAAAUAAUUAAAAUAGUUAAUUGUUCUACGGAUAUGAGUUGAUCUGCUCUCGUUCUAUGCUAUGCCAGUAAUUCAUACAAUAGUGGGGAUUUCGAUUUUAACAUUUGAUUAUUCGUAUACCGCAAAGUUUGCUUCAUUCGUCAUGCGUGUAUUUGAUUCAUUAGUUAAUUAGAUUUGACUUUUACAGAAACAACCUGGCUUCAUACUCUUCAUUUCUGGCGAUUCAAUAACGAACCUAAUAGUCGCAUUUGAUUUUGUUUUCAGUAAUAUAUUCUAGUAAAGUCAAUAUGAUUUCAUGAAGCUAAUAUUUUGCCGGUAGUUUACUUUUAAUUUCGUAUUUGGGAACUACUGAUAAACAAUCUCUAUUUCUGGCAUUUAAAACUAUUCUUUUAUUAGUUUAUUUUAAAUGCUUUUAUAACUUAUUCAUACAUGGGAUUUCAUUUUAAUUUCUGUGUUAUAAUUGUUGUACGUGAUUUAAACCGUGAAAACUUUUGGUAAUACUGAAUGAUAAACUUAAAACUAGAUUUUGCCGUGUUUCAUUUGUGUUCGGUUAAUAAAGGUUUUCUCAUAUUCAGAUGUUAUAAGUUGUUUUUAAUGUUUGUCUUUUUAGUUCGGUAUGCAAUCAGAGCUUAUCAUAUUUUAUUUUCAACAAAAAAUAAUAGGUGUAGGGAAUCUACCUCAUAAUCUUAAGAGACAUGUAUAUUCACUAAAUCUACUUUUAAAUUCAGCCUUAAUUUCAAACCCUACAUAACUUUGUGUUCUUUAGAUUUUCAUGAUGUAUUGUGCAGGUUAUAUAAAUGAGAUGAAAAAUGACUUAUCCCGUCUUAUACUGCUUGUCACUACUAUUCUACAGGAUUUGAUCACUCCUUAC